Mesorhabditis belari is the source of this 1299-nucleotide messenger RNA. The record is from the annotation of a GenBank genome assembly. Lineage: Eukaryota; Metazoa; Nematoda; Chromadorea; Rhabditida; Rhabditidae.
AUGUUGUGGACAGUGGCGCUAACAGGAGGACCACGACGGGUGAACCAUGCGGCUGUGACAAUUGAUGGACACGUCUGGACCUUUGGCGGAUAUUGCUCUGGUGAGCCGCAGGAAUCCAACAUCCCAGUCGACAUUCAUGUGCUUAAUACACACACCUAUCGGUGGCAAGCGGUCCAUGCAACGAAUGAAGGAAUCCCACGCCAACCAAAGGAUCGGUCAACAGGACGAGAAGAACAAAUGGAUGGCCUCAACAGGAUCGAACGCAUUAUGGGAGGCGCUAUACUUGGAGAAGAAAUGGAUGUCGACGAAGAUGACGACGAUAGAUUAUCAGCAGAACGCCUCCCUAAACAAGUGCCAUAUCAACGAUACGGACACACUGUUUGUGCGUACAAUGGAAAGGCCUAUCUCUGGGGUGGCAGAAACGAUGAAUUUGGUGCGAGUUCCCUGCUGCACGAGUUCAAUCCUUGCACACUGCAGUGGACUCUUGUUGAAACCACUGGGAUACGCCCGCCAGCUAGAGAUGGUCAUUCAGCGGUUGUUUAUGGCUCCAAGAUGUACAUUUUUGGUGGUUUUGAGGAGGAUCUGCAAAGGUUCAGCCAAGAAACGUAUGUUUUUGACUUCAAGCGGCAACGAUGGACGCAACUGAUUACUAAGGGUAUUCCUCCUCUGUGGCGAGACUUCCACACCGCAGUCGCUCUUGAUGACAAUAUGUACGUGUUUGGCGGGAGAAGCGACCAAAUGGGUGAAUUCCAUUCAACGAAGGACAUUUACGAUGAACGCCUUCAGAUUCUAAAUUUGAAAACUUUGGAAUGGCGCGAAGCUGUUGCAACGGGACCAAAGCCUUGUGGGCGUCGAUCUCAUUCUGCAUGGGCGUACGGUGGUCGAAUGUAUACCUUUGGUGGCUAUCAAGGAACAAUAAACAAACACUUCAACGAUUUGCACUGUUAUGAUCCAAACACUGGAAGCUGGGAAGUGGUUGUGCCAAAUGGAGAGUUUCCAUCAGCAAGACGGCGUCAAUGUACUGUUGUUAUUGAUCACAAACUCUACCUCUUUGGCGGCACUAUGCCCAUUGGUGUCACGGCAAAUAAUUCGGCGUCUGGAUUGGCAGACCUCGACGAUCUUCAUAUUUUGGACUUCCAACCGAGCUUGGAAACACUCGCCAUGCAGCAACUCAUCAAACUAAAGGAUCCCAGAACCGCAUACUAUUUGCCUCGAGUUUUAUGGACACAAUACGAAAACAUGACAAAGCCAAAUACGAUCUCCCCUGGACACAGCGCCACACGAAUGGAACUUUUUGGU